GCAACACGGUGCAAGGUAUAAAGUGCGUCACCAACGUAACUAAUUGACGUCCUUGUCAAAGCCUAAAACUACAGCUAGUGUGCUAUGAUUAUUUGUUUAUGACGCUGUGGCUGUCCACUUGGAAGGGUAACCAGGAGAAGGCUAUUCAGUUGAGAGACAUAUGAGGCAUAUUGAAGAUCUGUCAAACACAAAGUUUAAAGAAGAUAGCGGCUACAGAUAAAACUACAGUACAGUGAAGCAAAUGAAUUACAGUUCUGUGCAGCUGUAUGAUUAAGUUGGCUAAUGUCAAAAUCCUGAGAUAAACAUUAGACAGCUUAUUAAAGAAGGAUAGACACAGUUUGGUUAAGAAAGGUGUACUGUAUAAGGUGUGCCUUUCAUUUAUCAAAAUACAGUAUGGUGAAAAUAUUAAAACUUGAUAUAAGAUCCAGUUACUAUUUAGAUAUUGUACUGUACUGCACUGUACUGUACUAUACUGUACUGCACUGUAAACUAAAAUUAGAUAGUGUAUAUAUACAUAUAUGGUGUUGAGACGGAGAAAUGUCAGCAAAUAACAUGAAGUGCUUUCAUUGUCCGGACUGCAGUAAGGAGUUUAGUAAAGAGAGUGUUUUGAUCAAACACUUUAAAGUGCACAGUUCGGGGAAGUCGUAUAAAUGUAGUGUGUGUUACAAUAAAUAUUCCAGCAAGAGACAAUAUAAUGAACACCAGAAGUUACACUCAGACAAGGAAUAUAGCGCUUGUAGUAUCUGUCAAAAACAAAUGAUCAGAACUUCUUUUCUUAGAAAAUUUUGUGAUGAGUGUAAUUUGAAACCUAAGAAAUAUUUAUGUGAAACUUGUGGAAAAGCAUAUGACUCUCAGAUGGGUGUGAGGAGUCACUUGCAGAGAAGAAGUCAUUCUAUGUUCUAUCAGUGUUUUAGGUGUGGCCUAAUAUACCAGUCAAAUACUGCAUUAUUUGUUCACAUGAGUCAACAUCCUGACUUUGUGAUAAAAAUAGUUAGAACUUCCCAGGAAAUUUUUCGUGAACAUGAUAUCUCAAAAUCAAGUAAUAUGGAGAGCUAUAACUUGUCAACAUCUCAACAAAGUCUGAGAAAACCAUUUAUGAAAGUAUCCCAAGGAAAGGAAGAUGGUGGAGGAAAAUAUGCCAAACAUACUUCAACAUCUGCAUACACAAGUGAAGCGGUAAGUGUGAAACGACGUAAGAGGCUACCGAGCACCAGAGAAUCAGAGAACAGUUUGGCCGCACAAUAUACAAACAUGCAACAGGGUCUUCUGGUGUUUGAUGAUAAUUUUCUGGCACAGUAUGGAAGGUUGGGCCAAGACAGAUCAGUUACAGAAGACAUGAACAUGCAACUUGGUAUUCCUGGGAUGAAUGAUGUGAUGCUACCUGACGGAGUGUUAGGGCUACAUGAUGUGAAUCAGGGUAAUAUAGUUAAUCAGCAAAGCAUCAUUCCACACCAUAUUGUUCUACCACAACAAGAUGGCAACACACACUAUCAAGUUGCAGAAGAAGCACAACAAAAUAUGAUGAUCAGAAGCGUGACACAAGAUGGGAUAUCAAUAUGUGAUAAGCCUUUGUCAGAAGAUAAUAGGGUGGUAAAUAAUUCACUUCUCACAAGGACUGGACUUGGGCUGGACGAUGCAAGACUUCAUGAUGCGAAUGGAACACAGGAUAAUUCAUUAAGUUUUGUUGGUGAUAAAUACCAAUACAGAAAUUUGGAACAAAGGCUUACGAUGACACACGGUGGAGCCACAGCCUAUGAUAACAUGAGACCACUAGGUUCCUCAGUGUCACAAGAGUGUAAAGUAACUACCUUGAGGCAACAUCAGAAACAGCAUAGUAGUAUAGAUGCAGAACUUGGAAUAGUAAAUCAAGAAGAGCGCUUGAUAUAUGAAAAAAUGUUUGGAGGCGAAGGAACUGUGGAGCAGAAUGGUGAACUUGGACAAGUGGUCAGACACAACAUGGUCAAAGCUGCAAUUAAAGAGCAGAAGAAAGUAACACUGCAACAUAGAUGGGCAUCUGAUUACUGUGAUGUUUUGUCAAGAGGGGUGCUUGUUGAGGAUGAACAAUCACUACAUAAAAUGCAAUUAUCUAAUCCAGAAGCAGUUCAAGAUAAAGAUCCACAAAAAUAUAGCUCAUUGAACUGUGAAAAGAGCAGCAUAUUAGAUGACUUGAGAAUGCACAGUAGUAUGAAAAGAGUCAGUGGAACAAAGAAUAUUAUUGAUAUGUGGAAUGAGAGGAAAAUGGUAGAGGAAAACUGUAUACAAAACAGAGGCAUGAAGCGCGGAAGUGGAGUGCAGCUGCAAAAUGAAACCACACCACAGGAGGAGUUCAUGCCUAACUACCGCGAUAGAAUACAUCAACCCGUGGUGCAGAGUAAAGAUGAUAACCACGGUAGACAGAUCCUCAAUGAUAUAUUACAAACCAGCGAGGUACGUCAACAAAUUGAAACACAGUCAUUGUUAUCAGUUACUGACAUGAAGAAUGAAACUACAGUUAUGAACAUACUGUGGCUAGAGCAUAAAAAGAGGCAGAACAGAGCUAAGGAUAUUGAGAAUAAAGAAAAAACUAAAAAUUUGUGUAGCUUAAAAAAGGAAGAAGAGAGCAGAUUAAGCUUAAGUUUAUCUCAGGAAACGUGUGACUCUCAUCAGUGUCAGGUUCAUGGUGAUGCUCAUGAUAGGGAAGCACUCUGUCCUAAUAAGAGAGAUUUAGCUUUUAGUUUAAAUGAGGGAAACUUAUGGAAUCGUUUUGAUGAAAAUUGCACUAAUGUUCCUGUACAAAAUUCCAUUGUGACAGGCGGUGUUAAUGUUGAAGAUUAUAUUAACCAUCUCAUGUGGCACUAAAACUUAUACGCUGUUUAUUUUAUUUUUACCCGUAUCCAUAAUAUUCCGUGAUUCCUCCCGUAAGAAGAUAAAUAAGUACUGUACUGUACAGGGGGAUAUAGGAUUAGGAUAACAAGUAACUUUUGAAUCUCCACUGGGGCAGAUGUGUCGCUCAAAGGAAUAAUCAUUAAAUGGGCCUCCCCUCAACUUGCAGAACUUAUCCAUUACAGUUCAGGGGUCAUCUGUCGUUUGCAAGUUUUUUUUUUUUUAAGUGCAGCAGGUUGACCAAGGCAAAUUAAUUAAACACUGCAGUAAAUACAACCACUCCCUUGACCAUGACUUAAAUGUCACAUGUACAAUCAUCGUCCUCAACACUUCUCUAAGUUUAAAUUCUUCUUGUGACCACCUGUAACAUGUAACAUUUUGGAACACUUCUCAAGGAACAUUGUUAAAACAUUACAGUAGUUACUCUGUUUCAGGACAGUUUUUAUACUGUACUGUACUGUAUCCACCUAAUACUCUUUUUGGGAGACAUAAUGCUAAGAAGGAAUGUUAAUGAAAUACUGUAGCUGUAAUGCAAGUGAAGCGAGAGUGUGAGUUACAUUAGUAGACUGCAUCAGGCUCUUAAGAAGUCAUGUAGUCCUCAGCAUUAAGGAGAAACAAACAAAUGGACUUGACUAAAAAAACAGGAGUUACAUUACCUUUAGUAAAUCACUUUCUUAUUUCCAUUCGCUCUAUUAGUAUGUUUAUAAAAGUCUUGGUCAAAUAGAGCCCUCUUCCGUCCUCCCUCACCAACAAGAUGAGGAAAGUCAAACCUGCAUUAUGUAUUAUAGUAUAAACACAAUUAAUUUGAAAUAAAGACGCUUAAUUAUAAAUAAAUUAUACAUAAACUUACUUAAAGGAGGAACAUUUAAAACUUUAUCUCAAAUCAAAAUUGGUGCUUCAUUAAAUCUAAGCACAUCAUACCAUUCAGUUGUUUUACUCAAUGGCUACUUUUUCUAAUACAGUGCAGAAGUGAGAAGCUUACAUGCCUGGAGUUGCCAGUUAUAACUAAGGUCUUUCAAGUAAGCACUAUGAUUAGGAGGAACAUUACCUCAAAUUUACUUUACUUUGUCCAAUUUACUUUAUGCCACUGAUCUGCUUAUUAGCCAUUAGGGUGGUCGGUCACGUCUCUGUUCCACACUGUUGCCGGGUGUGUAUGGACUCGUGAAUAUAAAUUUACCACUAGAUUGGGUAUUAUUAAAAUCCAUAUAAAACACUUAAUUGGUCUAAUUAUGCAAAUUCAAUGCAAGUUUACUAAAUCCCCCGUGAAGAAGGAUUGAGAGAUUUAACAAACUGUAGUGUACUGCUAUCACUAAUUUAUAUUCAAAUCUCCUCAGACAUAGACUCCCCACACACUCUGGUCGUCUUAUAAGCACUUCGCAGUCAUGGACACACCUAAUUUAAAUCUUCUGUAUACAGCAUAUUUUGACUUCUGGCACUAAAUAUUUUUUGGGUUAUAUCCUUACAAUUUGCUUCCAUCCCCACGAAAAAAUAAUUGAGCUUCAAUCACGAAUGACAGAAAAAGUGGUACACCGAUUGAUACAUUCACCUUGAUUACUUUAUGAAUUCACUGCCCAAUUUCUGUCAUUCAACAAACAAAAGCCUGAAAGUCAACACACUGUGACAGAGACACGACCCCACACACCCGACUUGUCUUAAAUCACAUUACAGCUUAUCGGCUACCUAGUGGGAGACACAUUAAUGCCCGGAGUUAUCACCCUCCCUGUCAAGCACUAUACAUUCAGGGCCGGAUUCAGGAGUGGGCAAAGUGGGCAGCUGCCCAGGGGCCUCCACAUAUUACAAUAUUUUAUU
Homarus americanus (American lobster) is the source of this 4671-nucleotide messenger RNA. RefSeq lists its product as uncharacterized. The transcript is spliced from 2 exons. The coding region runs from base 538 to 2838 and encodes 766 amino acids. NCBI's taxonomy places the organism in Eukaryota, Metazoa, Arthropoda, Malacostraca, Decapoda, Nephropidae. Gene Ontology annotation, molecular function: DNA-binding transcription factor activity, RNA polymerase II-specific; RNA polymerase II cis-regulatory region sequence-specific DNA binding. Gene Ontology annotation, biological process: regulation of DNA-templated transcription. The record is from RefSeq and is a predicted model, not a curated record.